Clonostachys rhizophaga is the source of this 351-nucleotide messenger RNA. Lineage: Eukaryota; Fungi; Ascomycota; Sordariomycetes; Hypocreales; Bionectriaceae. The record is from the annotation of a GenBank genome assembly.
GCGCCGCCGGCCGCGGAUGCGUCGACGUCGUCGUCGUCCCGGAGGAGGGAGAUGUCGCCGAGCUAUCGGCACAGCGUCUCGCUCUGCGACGGUCUGGCGCUGGAGAUGCUCCCCGGCACCACGGCCGGAGGGGGUGGUCGUUCGACGGUGAUGGGCCACCUGGAGCGCGUGGGAGGGUUCAUCACGGCGCGGGGGUCCAACGCCACGCCCAAGCUGGGCGGCGGGUCGGCGACCCCAGAUCCAUAUGGGCGAGGAAAGGCGAGGAAGCCGACUCCGCGACCGCAGGCUGGUGAUGCGGAGGGGGCGGCUGAGGAUGAUGGGGAUACGGUGAAGGGGUCUGCAUCCACGUGA